Helobdella robusta is the source of this 907-nucleotide messenger RNA. RefSeq lists its product as hypothetical. The annotation marks the transcript as partial. The transcript has a single exon. The record is from RefSeq and is a predicted model, not a curated record. NCBI's taxonomy places the organism in Eukaryota, Metazoa, Annelida, Clitellata, Rhynchobdellida, Glossiphoniidae.
AUGAAGAUGAAAAAAAUAUACUUAACAUUCUCAAUGUUUACACUGACGCAAUUUAUUCAUGCGCAAAGCAUUUGGACACCAUCAGGAACGGAUAUUUCCACCACCACAUCCGGCAACUGUGAAAUUGGACUCAAACUCCAAGUAAAAGGUGGCGAAAUUGAAAUGCCAACAGUUAGUCCUACAUCGAUCAGAUAUAUACGAGGCGUGGCUCCACUUGGUGUUUUAGGACUGUAUGUAAAUACCUCACCUACUGAUGGGGCAAAUGUAGAAGUAUUUGGCGAUGCCCACGGAACCUUUAACGGACAAGUACAUUACAAUUCAUAUCAUAACGCAUUAGGGGCCGGUAGUUUAGAUGAAUAUGGACACAUAUUUCAAAACAACACAUCUGGAACAACUUCUGCAUGGAUACCACAAAUAGGCAUCAUGAAAAAUGGCAAAGUGAUAAUAAGUGACAACUUGCCUGCAUUAGCACCACAAGAUUAUCUCACAGUAAAAAGAAGUAUAGGGUUAGAAGCACCAGAAGGUACUUACAGAGGUAUAAGUGGUCAUACAACUCAAGGUUCUGCUGGUAUAUAUGCAAAUUACUUUUCCACAAAUAGUGCAGGUAUUGAAGCUUUUGGCAUAUUGCACAACGCAUUUCCCGGAGCAAUACAUGCUUCAUCGUAUGGAGAUUAUACUGGAAUCACAGAAAAGGCAUUCAGUUUUGUCAACUUUACACCAUCUACAAACACCUAUCAUACAAACAUUUCUAUCACAAAAGAAGGGGAGAUGAUAAUUGCGAAAGACAGAAGCAUUGCCGACAUAAAAAAUGGAGAUAUACUGACAGUGAAAGACAAUAUUGGAUUUUUAAGCAAUACAAAUGGAUCAAGAAGAGCUGUCAAUGGCAAUACUAAAGAUAGCUGGUUAG